This is a messenger RNA of Alternaria ethzedia, 1008 nucleotides long. RefSeq lists its product as uncharacterized. The record is from RefSeq and is a predicted model, not a curated record. NCBI's taxonomy places the organism in Eukaryota, Fungi, Ascomycota, Dothideomycetes, Pleosporales, Pleosporaceae. The coding region runs from base 1 to 1008 and encodes 335 amino acids. The transcript has a single exon.
AUGUCUACACCUGCCCCAUGUUCAACCCCGAAGACGCUUGCCAUGGAUCCCAACAUCAACAAAGACACGCUCACCUCGGAAGAUGAUGAGACGCUUCAAAAGAUCGAGAAUGCGAUGAUGGACGAGCUCGAUCAGGUCCUGCGCAGACUUGCUAACACAUCGCCGCAUAAACGACGCUACUUCUCGCCAGGCGCGUUGUUGCUUCUUGUUCUCUACACACUGAUCCACGUUGUGUUCAUCCAGCCCGCAUCUUCGCUCCUAGGUCGCCAAUUCCUCAUUCCCAUCAUUUUUAUGGUAUUCAUAGAAGUCACCUCCGAGGCCUAUCUGGAACGGAUAGUAGGAUCGUACGAGAAGAUCGUUGACAGAAUGAGAGACUUGGCCCGGCUUUCACUCAACAUGGCACAUACCUGUGAGAAAGCGCUGCAAGAGGCCGAGGAAGCGUCCGACCAAACCGCGGCGUACAGGACGACCUAUUUCCGCGCCUUCCACCAAAAAUUAAAUGAAAUGCGUCUGGAAUACUAUCAAGCAUACCUGGAUCACUACGGAACUCUCAUCGGUUACGUCGAGCUCAUUACCAAGAAAGCGAAGACCAUGGCUGCGCCGCCUAAAGUCAAGGGUGCGAAGAGGAACUGCGGCAACCGCAUCAUGAACGAUAACAACGGUCUUACGGAGUCUCUGGAGAACUUUGCUGUCACGCUCAAACAGCGGCAGUCCACGGCGAGGCUACAGAUUGCAGUAGCGGAGAAGAUCAAGGACAUACUCGAUCGCGAGGGCUUGUUACCGGAGGAGAUCGAUCAACUAGUGGAUGCGGCGGAAGAGGAUCUAGAGCGUGCGCAGGACGCGUCGAACGUUCGGACUCUAUCACCGGGUUCCAGUACCUCAGACUCCAACGCGUCGCCAUCGCCAGUCGCGGAGAGCGUUGAUAGCAAGCUGGAGAAGCAUUUCGAGGACUUGAAUAGGUGGUUCCAGAGUGUGCGGGAUCAACCUGUUGUCGCAGAGGAGAACUGA